Papilio machaon (common yellow swallowtail) is the source of this 1194-nucleotide messenger RNA. RefSeq lists its product as uncharacterized. The record is from RefSeq and is a predicted model, not a curated record. Bases 180 to 1148 code for a protein of 322 amino acids. Gene Ontology annotation, biological process: endosome organization; aggrephagy; mitophagy. Gene Ontology annotation, molecular function: protein kinase C binding; K63-linked polyubiquitin modification-dependent protein binding; zinc ion binding. The transcript is spliced from 5 exons. Gene Ontology annotation, cellular component: amphisome; aggresome. NCBI's taxonomy places the organism in Eukaryota, Metazoa, Arthropoda, Insecta, Lepidoptera, Papilionidae.
AUAGUAAAUUGUAAGAAGAGUUAUAAAAAGCGUAAAGAGUAUUUCCACAAUCUAUUUUCAUUUACGCAUUAUUAAAUCAAGAUUUAAAUUUAUCGGUUGCCAAAGUUUUUAUUCUUACUUCCAACGGCAGCCAUCGAUAAGUUUAUUGUUUACAUUACUAUUUUAGUAAGUUUAUAGACAUGGUGAACUAUUGUUGUGUACAAGGAUGCGGUCGCAAUAGCAGAAUAAAUAAACAUUUAAAUUUCUACAACUUGCCGAAAGAAAGGCAUCGGCAGAUAGAGUGGCUGAAGGCAGCUCAAAGGGAGGACUUAAUAAAGAAAAAUGAAGAUAAAAUAGUGUCGCCCCGUUUCUGUUCUCGCCAUUUCCCUCCAGCCAGUAUUAAAAAUCGAAAUCUGAGUCCUGAUGCAGUACCCACUCUGUAUCUCCCGGGUAGCUGGGAUUAUGAUAAUUCUGAACCUAUCCCACCGGUGCACAUCGACAUAAUCUGCGACAACUGUAGCAAACCUAUAACUGGUUUCCGCUACAAAUGUGUCAAUUGUGAUGACUUUGAUCUGUGCCAGAAAUGUGAGAUGUUGGAGGCGCACUCACACCAUUUCAUGUUACGGAUGCCACAGCCUUUGAAAUUUAAACUAGCAGACAAUCUUAUAAAGAAAUGGAGGCAUCUCUUCAAGAAAGCACAUGUCACACCUAGUUCAGAGGACAAUUUAGAAGAUAACAUCUCCAGUGAUGAUGAACCAAUAACAAAAUAUGCAAACAACUAUGAUAGUGGGAUUGAUUUGUCCGAAGAUGUGAAACUAAAAAUACGAAAAGAAAUACAUCGGACUUUAAAACUACAUCCUGAAAAUGUUCAAAACAAAAAUGCAUCAACUAGUAAAAAAAGGAGUAAUGAUGAUAUUGAAAGUUUUAAUAAACGAAGGACAAUGGAAGCACCUCUGGAUGAUGAUGACGGGGAAUAUCUUAUUGUUGGCAAUAAUGCUCCUGAUGUAGUGUUUGCAGAUGUCAAUGAAAUAAAAGAUGAAGAGAUUGUUGAAACAAAUAAUGAAAAUGAACUGUCAGCGUGCUUUGCUUCUAUGUUACCAAAUAAUGAUUCUCCCGUUGUGCUGGUUCAGAUAAGUGAUGAUAUAUCUCAGUUGAUGAUUUUAAAAUAAUCCAACAAACAGAAACCAUUAUUAUUUUGAGAAUUAGGUUACAAAA